AUGAACGCCAGGAUCUUGUUCUUGCUUGUUUGUUCUGCGGCAUUUCUCGCUGGGCUGCAGUGCGCCUCGCCAAGGACCACAGCCGGGACGGAUUCCACCACCUCCGGCUCCAGCAACACCAGCAGCAGCGGUGGUGGUGGUGGUGGUGGUGGUGGUGGUAACAGUGGGGAAACCGGGGGCAAAAGAGACUUGAACCAGACCAUAAACUCCAGAAUCAAAAGGAGAACCCUCUCUGUGGAUUUUGCGGUGCCCUCCCUGUUGCGCAAUUACCUGGCGGAGUUCAUCCAGAGACCGCUGAACGGGGACUGCCCGACUUUCAGAGGAUGUUACACAGUCAUCGCCAACUUGAAAAUGCACUGCAUCCCCCUGCAGAAAACCGUCGCCACUUUUGUGGAGCCCGGUUCCGCUGCUGCAGAUUCAGCACCGAGGAACGUGUCCGCGGAGGGACAGCUCCCCUUCUUCUACCAGCGGCCGCUGUCCAAAGUUCUGAAACUGGGCCUGACGAAAGACAGCAGGAACUCCAACCUCGUGGUGGUGGAGAUCGGAGAGGAUAUAGUGAAGACGGGAUGCGGGGGGCUGUCCGUGCACGAGGAGGCCCCGGAGCUCACCCUGGAGAUGGACCUCACGUCCGUCAUGGAGGGGUGGCUGGGCGCGGAGGGGGGGCGGCUCCGGGUCCGCCUCAUGCCCGAGAAGAAGGCGCAGGUGCCCGGGAUCGAGGAUCGGUACACGGCGGCCAUACGCGCUGCAGACCCGCGCCUCUUCUUACAGAUAGCUUCUCAGGGUGAAGGUUUGGCAGGCAGGACUGCUGCUGGCAUUCCUAGAGGGUACUGGAACUUCUCCUGGGUGGCAGAAGAUGACCUGAGCUUCCUACACAACGCCCCGCCGCUGUCAGAUCACAGAUGCCCUGGCAACAGUAGAACAUGUGACCAGCAGCUGGACAGCAUCCCAGAGUUCACGUGGAGCAUAGUGGCUGCCGGGGACCUGCGGGAGGAAAGGAAUGAGAAAGCAGAAAAGAAGACAGGAAGUCCCCAGGGUUGGGAGGAAGGUAAGAACGAAGGUCAGUUCCUCUGGGUGAACAAUUCAGCCUUUGGUGGUCCCUGGGUUCUGAGUCCGUGGCUGUGGGGAGGGCAAGUUCCCUGUAGCCUGGACUUGGCCAUGUUCCUCCACCCAAAACAAAGUGGCCAAUACACCAUAUGGCUCAUAGAGCGGGACAAAUCGCCACGGGCCCUCUUGUCCACUGACACCCUCCCACGCAUCACAGGCUGGGCAGUGGUCCACCUCACCCUGGGCACACAUGGGGGAUCUCCCUUCCGGCUCUCAGCCAGCUACGACCAGCGGGUCCCACAGGACGACACGGCCACGAUCGAGCCCCACUUCACCACCAACUGCACCAUGGCAUCCUCACCUGGCCCAAACAUCACCCUGGAGGGUCAGUACAACUGUCACCAGGGACCUGGGAUCCCAUUGGACAAACUGUGUGACUUCAAUACAGAUUGUCCACUCGGCGAUGACGAAGGCGAACUAUGCCGCCACUUUCUCAAUGGCAGCUACUGCUCUUUUGAAGACAGCGAGUGCAGCUGGCAGCCGGUAAUGGGCCGUGGUCUCUCCUGGAGAAGAGUCCAGUCUCCAGCCAAGGCUACCAAGCAGAGCUGCCCGUCAUCAGGUGCUACAUUCAUUGUGGAGGGAGGCCAGUCCAAAGGCCAACGUGGCUCGGCAGUACUGAGGAGCCCUCUCUUCCCACCUCCUCUCAGAAACUCCCCGUGCACGGUGCGGUUCUGGCUAUGUUCCGGAGGCUCACAGAAGGGGUCGCUGUCUCUGUGGAUCAUGGAGAACAGUACAGGUCCUGAGGAACAGCGCAGACUGUGGCAGUCAGCAAGUGAACCUAAAUCUGAAAGGGGCUGGAAACUCAUCAUACUUCCUCUUUAUGGGCUGACGGAUUGGUUCUGGCUGCAGUUCGGCACAGAGGAUGGACCUGGACCCGGCUCAGCUGUCUCUCUUGACAACAUCUCUUUCAGUAUGGACUGCUUCCUGGCAUCCAAUGGCGAAUUUCCUCCGGUGGUCACCAGCACAACCCUGCUACCACCCAAGAAGACGACAGACACGUCCAUUGGAAAUCCUUUGAUGAAAUUCCCCACCCCAGAUGACUCCAUGAAAUGGAUUUUUCAUACCUGUGGGGCUGUGGGCCCCGAAGGCCCGACGCCCUCUCAGUGCCUCAGCUCCUACAGGAACAGUAAUGUCAACGUGACUGUCAGCACCCGAGGGCCCUUCCAAGGCAUUCAAAUGUGGCGGGUCCCAGAAACUGGCACCUACAGGAUCACAGCGUACGGUGCAGCUGGUGGUCGCAGCGUAUUGGCCAUGAGCAGGUCACAUGGUGUAUACAUCACUGGAGACUUCCUGCUAAGGAAAGGAGAUCUGAUCUACAUCCUAGUGGGACAAAAAGGAGAAGACGCAUGCCCUAAUGCCAAUGGCAUACUGAAUAAGAUCUGCCUGGAACAGAGCAGCCCAAUGGUGAACAAGACUCAAGUGAAAGGGGGAGGAGGAGGGGGCGGAGGUGCCACCUAUGUAUUCAAGGUGAACAAAGAUGUGCACAUCCCCCUCAUCAUUGCUGCUGGGGGAGGAGGCCGGGGAUACAGCAGCCAAUCAAAAACCCAGCUGGAGCAGAUGGACUAUGACCCCAGUCAGCCUGGACGCAAUGGGAAGUCGAGCGCAGCAGGUGGAGGCGGGGGUUGGAAUGAUAGCACUCCUGUCACUCAGGGUGGCCGACCACUGGUGCUGGGAGGCCAGGGAGGGCAGGCCUGUCAAAAGUACUGGCAGACCCGUGGGGGCUUCGGAGGCGGCGGUGGCGGCUGCAUGUCCGGUGGGGGCGGUGGAGGCUUCAGAGGUGGUAACACGUCCUUAGGUAACAACCCCAAACAUGAUGGUGAUGAUGGUACUUCUUUUCUGGGUCCAGAAGGAGAGUCCUUCCUCUAUCCUCUGAAAGCUAUGGAGGGUGACGGUGAGGUGAUCAUCAGUCCAGUGGAGAACUGCAGCCACUGUGAAAGCGGUGAAUGCCAUAAGACCAAUGACAACAUCGAGUGCUACUGUGACGAUGACCUCAUCUUGGCACCAGACGGAGUCUCCUGCAUCAACGCUACAGUGGUGUCCCUGCUGCUCCCCCAGCCGUCUCUCUCCCACCUGGCACUGGGUCUGUCUGUCGGCACCUCGGCCCUCAUCGCCGCGCUGCUGCUGGCCGUGUCCGGAGUCAUGAUAAUGUACAGGCGUAAACAUACAGAGCUGCAGUCCAUUCAGCUGGAGCUGCAGAGUCCGGACUGCAAGCUCAGUAAACUCCGCGCCUCCACCAUCAUGACCGACUACAACCCCAACUACUGCUUCGCCGGCAAAACGGCAUCCGUCAGCGACCUGAAGGAAGUGCCCCGACGCAACAUCUCCCUCACCAGGGGCCUGGGUCACGGUGCUUUUGGUGAAGUGUACGAGGGGCUGGUAGUGGGGAUACCAGGUGAACCAAGUCCACUGCACGUGGCAGUUAAGACCCUCCCCGAGGUUUGCUCUGAGCAGGAUGAAUUGGAUUUUCUCAUGGAGGCUCUGAUCAUCAGUAAAUUCAGCCACCAGAACAUUGUGCGUUGUGUAGGAGUGAGUCUGCAGAACAUGCCCAGGUUCAUACUGCUGGAGCUGAUGACAGGGGGAGAUCUCAAGAGUUUCCUAAGGGAGACCAGACCCAGACUGGAGCACCCGUCCAGUUUGAGCAUGGUGGACCUGCUCAACGUGGCCAGAGACAUCGCUAAAGGCUGCCACUAUCUGGAGGAGAACCAGUUUAUACACAGGGACAUUGCAGCACGGAACUGCCUCCUGACCUGCAAAGGAGGCGGCCGCACGGCUAAGAUUGGAGACUUUGGGAUGGCUCGAGACAUUUACAGGGCGAGCUACUACAGGAAGGGGGGGCGUGCCAUGCUGCCAGUGAAGUGGAUGCCACCUGAAGCCUUCAUGGAGGGCAUCUUCACAUCUAAAACGGACACGUGGUCAUUCGGGGUUCUGCUGUGGGAGAUCUUCUCGUUGGGCUACAUGCCAUAUCCAAGUCGCAGCAACCAGGAAGUUCUGGAGUUUGUCACUAAUGGUGGAAGAAUGGACCCUCCGAAAAACUGCCCUGGGCCGGUGUACCGUAUCAUGACACAGAGUUGGCAGCACCAGCCUGAAGACAGGCCCAACUUCUCAACUAUCCUGGAGAGAAUCGACUACUGCUUACAGGACCCUGAUGUGGUGACCAUGCCACUGCCUGUAGAGUAUGGGCCCAUCCCUGAGGAGGAGGAGCGCGUACCCAUGCGCCCUGAUGACCCCUCAGCUCCAACUGUGCUGGUCAAUGCCCAGGUGCCUGAUGGGGAGGCUCUACACCCCCCGCCACCAUCUUAUCCUGCAGAGGAGAGCCGCAGAGGUGGGGAACACGCUGCUGUGACAAGCGCAGCGCCGGAGGCCAAAGCACAGACCUCAGCCCAGCCCCAGCCGUACCUCCACCAGCACCAGCAGCCUCACCCACAGGCCUGCAUCACCAUGACGACCACUAACGCCGUCACCUCCACAGCCGCCGCUACACUCACAGCUAAAGGACCUCAUGUCACUACCCAGCCGAGCCCAGCGGAGGGGGGGCACAUCAACCUGGCGUUCACCCAAGGCCACCAGGUAGACAAGGACGGCCACAACGGGAAGAGCACCACUCUGUGGAACCCCACGUAUGGGUCCUGGUUCCUGCAGCAGCAGCAGAGGAAGCAGCAGCAGCAGCAGCAGCAGCAACAGCAGCAGCAUCAGCAGCUGCAGAGGCAGGGAGGGGUGGGCGGAGCCGGAGGCAGCGUCGGCAGGGUUCCUGGCGAGGGACAGGAGCACAUGGGCCGGACGGUGGCUGAGGUGGCCCAGCACCAGCACAAGCAGUUCCAGCACCAGCUCCAGCAGCAGCACCAACUCCAGCUACUGCACCAUCAGCAGCAGCAGCAGCAGCAGCAGCAGCAGCAGCAGCAGCAGGGUCUCUGCAGACCCUUGUUAGCACCCCCACCACCUCAUGCUGCACAGUCCCCUCUGCUGUUAGAUUCUGCCGCUCUCCCCCCGGUGCCCCUCUACAGACUGAGACGAUUCCCCUGCGGUAACAUCGGCUACGGUUACCAGGAGCAAGGCCUGCCGCCCGAGGUCGCCCACGGCAACCCUAACCCUCCUCCUCUGCCUGCUCCCUCCCAACAGGGCACCUCCAUGUCGUCCUCGGCAGCUCACCAGAGGGGAGCCUCUGUUCCCACUUCGAUGACGUUGGGCCGGCCAGGUGUGUCCGAGGACAGCCGCCCGCUGCUCGUCACCAUGGGGACGGUGCAGGACCCCAGGCUGCCCAGGAUGGAGGGCCACAACGCCACAGUGCUUUAG
Messenger RNA from Limanda limanda (common dab), 5394 nucleotides. RefSeq names its product ALK receptor tyrosine kinase (gene alk). Gene Ontology annotation, biological process: cell surface receptor protein tyrosine kinase signaling pathway; positive regulation of kinase activity; regulation of neuron differentiation. Gene Ontology annotation, molecular function: protein binding; transmembrane receptor protein tyrosine kinase activity; ATP binding. The record is from RefSeq and is a predicted model, not a curated record. The transcript is spliced from 29 exons. Gene Ontology annotation, cellular component: membrane; signaling receptor complex. Bases 1 to 5394 code for a protein of 1797 amino acids. NCBI's taxonomy places the organism in Eukaryota, Metazoa, Chordata, Actinopteri, Pleuronectiformes, Pleuronectidae.